AUGCCAUACUCUAAUACGAACGAGGUUUCCAGGAUAAGUGACGAGAUGAUCGAGAAUAAAGUUGCACCCUUCAAAAGGGGAAAGCAAGUCAAAAUAGAAACAUACCAUAGCGGAGUUGAUAGGGAAGCCCUAGCAAAAGUGAAUUCGAAUAACCUCAAGAAAGAUACAGAGAAGAAAUUUCAAACAAGAGUACGAAGAGAUAAUAGCGAGCUAGCGUAUAAUUCAUUAAAGAAAAGACGUGUGUAUAAAGAUAGUGGAAGCUCAUCCUUUGAACAAAAAACGUCACCACCGAAUUUUGAAAAUGAAACAACAUCCUAUGAACAGAUGUCAAGAAAUGAGGUCCAUGCCUGGAACGAUUUAGACUCAGAUGAAAAAGAUGAUAUUUGCAUGGUCACUGAAUAUACUGAUGAUAUAUUCCAGCAUCUCUAUGAACGUGAACAACAAACCCUUCCGUCUCACAAUUACCUAACAGAUACCAACUCACCCAGUUAUUUACGACCAUCGGUAAGAGCCGUCUUGGUAGACUGGCUUGUCGAAGUUCAUGAGAAGUUUUCCUGCUUCCCUGAAACUCUGUAUUUGGCAAUCAACUUAAUGGACAGAUUCUUAUCAAGAAAUAAAGCUACAAUAGAUAAACUACAAUUGGUAGCCGUGACAUCUUUAUUCAUAGCAGCCAAAUUUGAAGAAAUUCAUCUACCGAAGAUUGCAGAAUACUCAUACAUUACCGAUGGCGCUGCAUCAAAGCUUGAUAUAAGGCGAGCUGAAAUGUUCAUGCUAACCAAGUUAGGGUUUGAUAUUGGCUGGCCAAAUCCGCUGAAUUUCUUGAGAAGGAUAUCUAAAGCAGAUAAUUAUGAUUCGACAACGAGAAACAUUGCUAAAUUUUUACUAGAAUAUUCAAUAUGUUCCCAUAGAUACGUGCAUUUAAAACCCUCAUUACUUAGCGCUAUAUCAAUGUAUAUUUCGAGAAGAAUAACUGCUAAAAAUGACAUAUAUUGGGAUGCAAACCUAAAACACUACAGUGGAGACAUUGAUCCAUUUAACGACAACGAGUUCCAGCUACAUUCCAGACAAUUAGUGACAGAUUUAAGUUCGCCGUAUUCAAAAUUAGAAUAUCUAAUAAAAAAAUAUCAAAAGAGAGAUUAUGGUGAAGUUUUCUAUGUGGCAAAUGAUUGGUGUCAACAAGAAGUCAAGAACGAAUUUACUAGACUAUUUCCUCCAAAUAUACAAUCAAUUAUCUAA
Molecule: messenger RNA, 1236 nt
Organism: Kazachstania africana CBS 2517
Lineage: Eukaryota; Fungi; Ascomycota; Saccharomycetes; Saccharomycetales; Saccharomycetaceae
Gene: CLB5
Product: B-type cyclin CLB5
Exons: 1
Coding region: 1-1236 (411 amino acids)
Biological process (GO): G2/M transition of mitotic cell cycle; regulation of cyclin-dependent protein serine/threonine kinase activity
Cellular component (GO): nucleus; cyclin-dependent protein kinase holoenzyme complex; cytoplasm
Molecular function (GO): cyclin-dependent protein serine/threonine kinase regulator activity
Source: RefSeq, a predicted model, not a curated record